UCUACAAAUAGAAGCAUUUUUGUCGCGCAAGCGCAGUUGCGUUUGGUGAGGGUACCUGGCAGCACUGGUAUGGGGUCCAGUUCAGUUUACCGCGUUCUCUUUGACGCCUCUGACAGACAAAAGCGUUGUCGCGCUCGAAUCGGGCCGCCAACGAUAGAACGUGUCACAUAUCGCGAGAAACAAGUUUUCCGAGCCUUGUCCGCAAGGACGACUGUGCACUUUCGUGCCAUCGACGGUGUCGAGCUCGUGGAUCCUCGUCUCACUUUUCUGGGGUCAGUGCCUGCUCGAUCGGAUCCGGAGCAGGAGCUCCGGUUUUUAAAAGUCAAGACUCAACAACUCAUUGCACUAUCUACAAGUUUAUUUCCAAUUAAUUUCACUCGAUUCAUCUCGAGCUCGCCAAAACGGUUGCUUUAAACUUUAAAGUCAUGCGAGCCAAAUUCAAAUGAAACAAUCAGUGAGAUCUUCAAUUUUAAAAAGUGAUUUAUUCAAACUUAAAACUAAACUUGAAAGUAAACUUAAAAGUACCAAAAAUCGCAUGUGAAUAAAAGGUCGUGAACAAUAGUGACAGUUUUCUUCUGACACCUAUAAAAAUCUUCCCAUCUUCCCAUCUUCAAAUCUUUAUUAUCGAAAGUUUUUCUUAAACUCUUUCUUAUCCAUUGAUUGGUCAAUGGUUAAUUAUGACUCUUGUCCCUAACGUUCAAUCUCACCUACUUUAACUUCUCUUCCACUAGACUGAAAAAGGAUGCGUAAUUGUCGUGUGUGAUAGCGAUAAGAAGCUACGACUCAAGAAAACAAAGAAGAAACAUUCCCUCAUUUUUUUAGUGUUCGCCAAAGUGUCAUGCAGUGUCAUUUUUUGAUAGUCUGUUGAAGAGCAAAGAGUAACAACAUUCCUCGGUAUUCCAAGGCCUUAAAAUCAUUCCAAGGUACAUGCAUAGUUCACUGUUCUCAAUGAGAAAAUAUAUGUUUUAUAGUCGCUUUAAGAUCAAAGUUAAAGUUAUAAUAUGGAUGCGCUCAUUACCCAUUAAUGGAUAAUGGAAUGCAGAGAGAAGAGUCGACAUCGGUCGCGGUUUCCCGACGGUGUUUUUCGAGUUCAUCUCAGUGGUGCCAGUCUUUCCUGAAGUCGCAGGAUAUUUCGGAGUCCUCGAUAAUUGUUGGGUGCGGCAGAGCUGCCAGAGUGGCGAUGCGACGAUGAGCCCGUCGAAGGAGGGGCAACGCGUCAUCCGACAACCCCCUGAAGAAGUUUGUCCCGCAAGCAGGGCAGAUUCCUCUGAAUCGGGCAAGCCAAAACGUGCGACCUCGAUCGACCGACUAAUUCUUCUUUGUGGCCAUGGAUCACGAGACCAGGAACGGCACUGGCAGCAGCGACGGCGACGAGGAAUGCAUCAUUCAUUUUAUCAUUGGAAACCGCAAAGAAAUUGCCAGUUUCCGACCUGACCAAGUCACCAAUAAAGAAAUCAAAGAUCUUUUUAGAAAUGCAGCAGAGGCUGGACCUCUUGACAUUGUGAAACUUCGAAAAGGGGAAAAAAUCUUAAACAUUUCUCCACAACUGCCGGCGAACACAUCAGAAGAUCCCUACAUCCUGCAGGUAACGAUGCAGGAUGUGUCUUCUUCCACUACUUUCAAGGUUGUGGGAGCUCAUCCUAGUACUUCCGGAAUGAUUGACAUAGAUGUGUGCUCUUUGGAAAGGCGAGUGUCAGUCUUGGAGCAAGAACAUCGAGAAGCGGCCUCGUCGAGAGCAUGUAUCACGCUUAGUGAACUUCAAGCACAAGUCAAUGCCAUAAAGCAAAAGUUGGAAACAAUUGAGCAUCUCAGUUGGUUAGGCUUCCACAAGCAACUUCCGGAACCCAUUUCAUCGGAAGCAUGUCGCAGAUUGCAAUACCGACGUAAAAGUGAUAGCGUGAAACGUAAAGUACGAGAAAAAUUCUUCAACAUGUGUGACGUAGCACUUUCAUCAAAUGUUCGAGAAUGGUUGAGAUCACCAUCGUUUGACGCCCAACAAUGGGAGGAUGAAGAAUUACUUUUGAUGUUGCAAACAAUGUUCGUGGAACUGGAAAUACUUGAAAAAUUCAGUAUCUCGUUGACCACUUUGAGAAAUUUUCUCUAUGAGGUAUACAAUAAUUAUAAUGAGGUACCUUUCCACAACUUCAGGCAUUGUUUUUGCGUUGCACAGAUGAUGUACGCAAUCGCGUGGGCGGUGGACUUGCCAUCGAAGAUCGGUCACCUCGAGGUUUUGGUUCUGAUCGUAUCGAGCAUUUGUCACGACCUCGACCAUCCCGGCUACAAUAAUAUCUACCAGAUAAAUGCUCGCACCGAGUUGGCAUUGCGUUACAACGACAUCUCGCCCCUAGAGAAUCACCAUUGCUCGGUGGCCUUUCGCGUCCUCGAAGCUAUGGAAUGCAACAUCCUGGCGUCCUUGGACCCAACGACCUACAGAACCGUAAGGGAAGGUAUCAUAAGGUGCAUCCUCGCGACUGACAUGGCCAGGCACAACGAGAUCCUCGGGCAAUUUACCGAUGUCAUACUGGAAUUCGAUUACACGAACAAAGCGCACAUCAAUUUGCUCUCAAUGGUUCUAAUAAAAGUUGCGGACAUUAGCAACGAGGCGCGACCAAUGGAGGUGGCUGAGCCCUGGCUCGACAGUUUACUCCAGGAAUUCUUCAAACAAAGUGAUGCAGAAAAACUGGAAGGACUUCCGGUGACACCAUUUAUGGACCGUGAUAAAGUAACGAAGCCUUCGUCGCAAUGCAGUUUUAUCGGAUUGGUUCUUCUUCCACUUUUUGAAGCGCUUGGGGAACUUUUUCCGGAACUUCAGGAUCUCAUACUAUCUCCGGUACGAUACGCCCUCGAGUAUUACCGUCGUCUUAAUGAAGCAGCGAAAGACGAGCGGCAUCAUCGCAAAAGCGUCGUUGAUCUCGGAGAACACGUACCGUCGGCUACUUCCGGCGGAAAUUCUAGUUGCUCCUCGGUUGUGAAAUCAACGUCUUCUCACAGUGUUCGUUCAAAACGGUCAGGCGGCAUAAUUCACUCUCGCUCGAGAUCAACCGACGAGGACGGAAUGGAAAAUCUUACAAUCGAAGAGGCAGAUAAUCUCGAAAGUUCAGAUCCGGAAACCGCGACGGAAGUUGAGGUCAGUGAGAAGACUUUAAAAUUCAAAAUAUCAACCGAGGGCUCGAUGUCGGCUUCCUCGGUUGGGAGGAAAAGUUGUCCGGGAAGUCGAAAGGGAAGUAGGGAGAAGUCUUCCCUGGAUUACCAUAAUCACGAGUUUGCCAAAGCAAUGAGGGAGCACGAUCGACGGAGAAGUAAAGGAGACAAUUUGAGCAGCGAUUUGAGCUCGCCAAUCAGCGUCAAGUCGGGCGACGACUUGCGAAUCCUCGAGGAGUUCGAGAGAGACGAGACGAUGCUGAUUGAAUCGAUGAGUCCCAAGAGGGGGUCCGAGGGGAAUGGAAGCGUCGCUGCGGAGUCCGUCCCGCAGAAGAAUAAUGUAAAUAAGCGAUCGAUCAGCAUGGGAGGCGACUCUGACAUGGGAACAAAUCACAAGGAAGUGAUGAAGGAGGUUCGCUGCUGCCGCUGCGAGGACAAGUCGAGCUCGAAUAACCAAAAGUCGUUGAUGGCAAAAUUGAGGAAUCUCACUGAUCGUUUGAGCAUCAGUUUCGACACGAAGGAGCCUCCCAUCUCCAAGCCGGCCAAGCACGCCACCAAGAGUUUGAACAAGAGCAAUUCGCUGAGCAGUGGCUCGUCCUCGACAAUGAGAUGCAACAAUAGCAAUGUAGUUUGUAAGAAGUGCAAUCUGACCAAAGCCAUCAAGGAAGGCAGGGAGACGAUAGUGGACCUCUCGACUGGUGAUAAGAAAUCAAUGACCUUCCCGAAAGCGAGAAAAUUUCAAGACUGCAGGAGCAAGAGCUGGAAGACUGUCUUUGCCAAGGAGAAGAGACCUUCUAUAUCCUUAGAAAUUUUACCGGCAAGUAAUAUAGAGUCAGUUGCACCAAAACACAGAAGGAACCUCUCCAACCCCGAAGGUAAAAGCGCUCCAACGAAAAGCCAAAGUUCCAAUAAAGAAAAAGAGCGCAAUAGGAAUUUUCGAGAGUUCAAGGAGAUCGACGUCAGACCGAAGAAGCCCGAAAUCCUUGUAGAUCCAGUCAAUCCUGGCAGUUCCAGUGCCGUUGAUCAAGAUUUAGGUAAAGUUGAAAUUAGACGGAGUUCCGCGAGUAUGGAGGACAUAUCAAAAAUUACGAAACAGAGUGAAGCUGGAAUUUUGAAUUUAUUGGAGAAAAAGAACAUAGAGGACAAGCAGCACACGGGCAGUCUUGACUCCAUGUUCUGCAAGGACUCAAUCACAGCUUCCGUCAAGAAGCCCACCGCUUUCUCUUCUCCAGCGUCAGCAAAGAAAUCAUCUCCAGGAUUGUUUUCCCGCUUCAAAUCCGGAAUGAGUAUCGACGGCACAAGAAGCAGCAGCAACAGUGGCUCGCUUCACGAUCAGCCGUCGCAACAAAGCGGAUGGAUCUCUUCAUUAACUGCCAGCUUUCGCCCCAAAAGGCAUAUCAAUGAACCAACCACGUCUUCUCAUCCUGCCCUUUCUCCUAGCAAUGAAUAAGUUUCAAGUCUUCGACUACGUCUCCUUCCUUUCCAAGUGUUAUUUUUAUUCAAACAAUGUCUUCCAAAAUCGUCUUCUCUAUUUUAUGCUUUUGAUAUCAAAAAUAUUUUAGACUUGAUAUAUUUCUUAAAAGCUGUAUUAAAAAACAAUAUCAUUCGGCUUUAUAAACCACAUUUUUAAUUCAAGAAUUUCCCGAAUAUAAGUAUUCGCCAAAUGGGGAAAUUCAAUAUCUUAGAAACUCUCGUACACACUAUUGUAAAAUCUCUUAUUGCAAAUUCUCAUCGACAUAUUCUUUUCUUCAUAUUAUAUAUCAAAUUAGCUAUAGAAUACUAUCCUGUGAUAUUCCAGGACCUAAAUGAAAAUACUUUUAAAACACUUUAAAACUGUUUUCGAGUUUCAUUUUAUUAUGGAGAAAAAUGAAAUUAUAAAAAGUAAAAACGAUAUAAUCAAAGGAGACUUUCCAUCCGAUUAAGUUCCAAGAACUUGCGGUGGAUUAUCAAUGCAUUUCGCUUAGAAGGAGGAACAAAAGAAAUGAAUUUAUUAGGUAUGUACUUCUGUGACUAUAGACUCGAAUAGCUAGAAUUGAUUAAGUUUGUAGAAUAUUUUAUUUAUUGUAAAAAAAUCUAGUUUGUAGCUUGAACGAAUAAUAAUUAUUAAUGUUGUACGUUCUAUGAGUAUGUAUGUAUAUGGAUAUGUGUGCAAUAUAUUCAUGUACAUAUGUAAGCGUAAACAGCGUAAACACACCUCCAAAUCGUUUAUUAGAACUUAGGUAUAGUUAGGAAAAGCUUAUUUGUAGUAGAGCUGCCCAAAAAUCCCAAAAAUGUAAUGAUUUUCAAUGUUGAGUGCAAAAAGCAUUCUAUGUCGAGACGGCCAUUUGUAAUUUAGCUUCUUGAAACUAUUAACUAAAAGAAAUCAUUUUUCUAUUACACUAUAUUAAAGUUUCUACUGGAUCUUGAGAAUUAUUUUCGACUUCUGUUCUUGAAACAAUCGCUCUUUUUGAAAUAAUGUUUCUUUUCAUUACUUGUGAUAAAUGAACUAAAUACCACAUCAAAUUAAUUACAUCUGCUUUUAAACACAGAGAAAAAUAUACAGUAACUUUUAUUAUUUACAAAGUAAAACUCAAACUGACUCUAAAAUUUGCGCAUUUCUUGCAACUUUUACUAUUUUCGGAGAAAAUGUUGACCGAAGUAAAUUUUACUAAUUGAAUACAAAAAUCUACUUCGAACGUAGCAAAAUUUACUCUAAAAAUAGUAAAAGUUGACAAAAAUGCGCAAAAAUUUUUGCUACUUUAAUAAAAAAAUUUCUUCAAUGAUCGUUAAUUUAAAAAUCAACUAUUUUAAGGGUUGAACAUGUUUUCGACGUAAUGGUCAGCUUGAUAUGGGAUGCGACGCGUUUUUUUUUUUUAUAGAAUUCUAUAUUAAUGAGGGCUGUUAGGAUGACUGGUGCCGAAAAAAAUAGAAAAAGAGAGAGAUAUAUUGCGGAUAAAAGAUAUGAGUUUAAUUGUGACGAACGAUUAUGCAGCUAGAGAAAUGUUAUGAAUUCUGUGAGAGCAAUCAAUAUAAUCAAAUAAGUUUGGGACCACAUGAAAUUAGUCAUUUAUUGUUAUUGUACUUAUGGUUUAUUUUUCUUUUUUGUUUUCCGAUCAGAAGAUUCCAGAUCGAUCGUUCGUACCAAUUUGCUUCCAUAUUGAAAUUAUGUUCUAUAUGCAAUAUUAUGCUUUUUUACCUACUCUAGUCUUACGUUAUUACUGUCGUCCCAAUUUGCUUUGGGCAUUUUGUUUUGUUCUUGUGCGAUUUGUUUACUUUAUUUUUCACUUUAUUUUUCCAAUUGAUAAAUUAAGUGAAAACUGAUGUGAUUGAAAAAUUUUUGAAAACUCGUUUUCAAUAAAUCCGAUGAAUUAUUGUCGUGACAAUCGGCAUCGACUAUAGCUUAGAAUUUGAAAAUUAACAAUAAACUCUCGACCAUCUAUCUAUAAACGUUAUACAAACUAUAUUUGUGCCUGAUUUUUUAUUUAUAUUUAUUUAACUGUUUUUAAAAGAUUUUCUGGGAGCAAAAUUUGGCCUGAAUGUCAUGUUUCUAGUUAAAUUGGUGGGCCAAAUUGAAACUGCUUUGAUGUCAUAAAAUGAAUUAUUCGUUGAUUAUUGUUAAAUGUCGGUCAAUUAAAACAUAGUAGUUAAAUCGUUGUCAACUAUUAUCUGUACAGUAACUGAAUAUAAUACGUAGUACAGAGUAUCUUGAUUUUCAUCUUCGUUUCCAUUUUUGAACUCGCGCCUCUCGUACGUUUAGGAUAAGAAUAUUGACUCGAACUCUUAAAUGAAGAAUCGUAAUUAUGUGCAUAAUAUACAAAACUGGUUUUACCUGAUGUAUAUGAAAGAAGUAAAAAAAUUCUACGCUCGCUGGCGAGUGUUAUCGUUAUUAUACAUAUGUUGUAACAUAAUUGUUCAGUGUUGCCAAUAGUUUCUUUAUUUAAAAAAUUUCAGUUUAUAACCUUCCGUAAAUUUAAUUUACCUUCAACUUUGUUACAUUGCAAUUUAAUAAAAUAUGUACAAUUAAACUCCAAUAUAUUAUUUACCUGCGAUCACAAGAGCAUUUUAAAUUCAUUUGUUUAUUUCUGAAAAGAAUUUAUCUCUCAGAUAAAAGUCAAGUACUCAACAGCAGUCUUAUUAUUAUUAUUAUUAUUAUUAUUAAAACAAAGAAUCUAAUUUAUUGAUAUAUUUUUGUAUUACACAACUUUGUAAUAGAAAUUAAAAAGCGAAUUGAUGAAUUUAUUUAUUGCAAGCUUUUUUUUAUCGAAUUUAGUGAUUAAGUUUUAAUGUUUAUUUCGAGGAGGUUUUAAAUAAAUCAAAAUAUUUUGUCAGCACUGAACGGAAAAUUUUCAAAAGAUACCUACCGUUGAUUUGAUUCUAAGGUGUCGUAAUAUAAUAAUAUAUUAUAGAAAACUAGGUUUAAGAUUCUAAAUUUAAACAAUAGAUUCAACCGUAUGAAAACAGCCACGAUCAAGUAGUCUUUUGUAAAUGAAAUAAUAAACGUAUACGUCAA
Messenger RNA from Leptopilina heterotoma, 7630 nucleotides. RefSeq lists its product as uncharacterized. The record is from RefSeq and is a predicted model, not a curated record. The transcript has 10 exons. The coding region runs from base 1328 to 4591 and encodes 1087 amino acids. NCBI's taxonomy places the organism in Eukaryota, Metazoa, Arthropoda, Insecta, Hymenoptera, Figitidae. Gene Ontology annotation, molecular function: 3',5'-cyclic-GMP phosphodiesterase activity. Gene Ontology annotation, biological process: cGMP catabolic process.